This is a messenger RNA of Echinops telfairi (small Madagascar hedgehog), 5249 nucleotides long. It is a transcript of the gene PJA2, whose product is annotated as praja ring finger ubiquitin ligase 2. The record is from RefSeq and is a predicted model, not a curated record. The coding region runs from base 179 to 2317 and encodes 712 amino acids. The transcript has 10 exons. NCBI's taxonomy places the organism in Eukaryota, Metazoa, Chordata, Mammalia, Afrosoricida, Tenrecidae.
UCCGCGGGGGAGGAGUCGGAGGCGGAGAAGAAGGCGGUGGUGGCGGGUGGAGGAUCGAGCGCUGUUCUCGCUCCGGAGCGCCGCACAUUCGACACCUUCUGCUUCCUACCCAUUGUGUGAGUAAAAACAAAGGUACAGCCAUCAUUCCAUUGGAGUGCGUACACAAAAACUGCCAUCGAUGUCACUGUACUCUGACAAAGAUCCAGCAGCAAUGGAUCAAGAAUCCAACAAGGCUGCCUGGCCCAAACCAGCAGGAGGAUACCAGACAAUUACAGGCCGGAGAUAUGGAAGGAGGCAUGCAUAUGUCAGUUUUAAACCAUGUAUGACCAGGCAUGAAAGAAGUUUAGGCCGGGCUGGUGAUGACUAUGAAGUGUUGGAGCUAGAUGAUGUUCCAAAAGAAAAUUCCUCAGGUUCCAGUCCGUUGGAUCAAGUUCAUUCUUCUUUAUCCAGUGAACCUUUAUGCAAAAGCGGUGACACAGAAAUCCCCGCUUGUGGUACAACAUUGAAUCAAAGCGUUGAGAACAGCCCUUCCUUUGCUGCAGUGCGACAUAGUGAGGAAGACAGAGUAGCCACAGGAAGCAGUAUAGAGCUUCAUAAUCACUGUGAGGGAGAAUAUAUUACAGGAGCAUACGGUGCUUCAGGUGUCCAAAAUGGAAAUGCAGUGGUUCAUACGGACUCUUAUGAUCCAAAUGCCAAGCCUGGAGAAGAAAAUGACCGUCUUCAGCUUUCUACAGAAGAUGUGGAAGGUGGUAGAUACCAGGAAGCGUUGGGCGAUACAGUGUUUGAAUUGGAAAAUGGGAGAGUGGAGGCAUACACGGGUAUUUCACCACCAGUUCCCUCUCUCAACGGUGAAAUAAAAGAAGUGUUUGAAGAGGUAGAUUCAGCACCUUUAGUGAAAAGUUCUACUGGUGAUGCUGAGUUUAUCCAUCAAAGUAACCAGGAAUUACAGAGCUCCUCUUCUGAUAAAGUUGUUAGAAAGAAGCAACAAAAUAAUACUAGCCCGGAGAGGCAGAGAGAAAAUCCAGCUGAAGAUUCUGCCUGGGCUUCAGGGCACAUGUGUGGUGAACAGAUGACGAGUGGAAGGGAAAACCACCAGGAAAGGGCCCCUGAGCAGGUAGUGAGGCCCAAAGUGAGGAAACUGCUAAGUUCCAGCCAGGUGGACAAAGAAGCCAGCUUCAGUAGGCACGACGCUAAACAAAGAAGUGCUCAGAAGUGGAAGGAGGCUGUGGAAGUUGUGGAAGUUGAGGAAAAUGGCUCCGAGGACCUGUUAAUAAAAUGUGAAGAGUAUGACGGAGAACAUGACUGUAUGUUCUUGGAUCCACCUUUCGGCGGAAUGAUACAAAUAGAACCAGAGCCUGAAGAGUUACUGCCAGUAAAUGGAGCCACCGCGGGCAGGCGAGAAGCUGUGGACAGCACCUUUUGGAAUGGCUGUGGAGAUUAUUACCAGCUGUAUGACAAAGAUGAAGAAAGUUCAGAAUGCAGUGAUGGGGAAUGGUCUGCUUCUUUGCCUCGUCGAUUUUCUGGUACAGAAAAAGAUCAGUCCUCAAGUGAUGAGAGUUGGGAGACACUGCCAGGAAAAGAUGAGAAUGAACCUGAACUACACAGUGAUAGCAGUGGCCCUGAGGAAGAAAACCAAGAACUUUCUCUUCAGGAAGGGGAACAGGCCUCCUUAGAAGAGGGAGAGAUUCCUUGGUUACAGUACAAUGAAGUAAAUGAAAGCAGCAGUGAUGAAGGGAAUGAGCCUGCCAGUGAAUUUGCACAACCAGAAGCUUUCAUGCUGGAUGGAAACAAUAACCUUGAGGAUGACUCCAGUGUCAGUGAAGACUUAGAUGUGGACUGGAGCCUAUUUGAUGGAUUUGCAGAUGGACUAGGAGUUGCUGAAGCUAUUUCUUAUGUGGAUCCUCAGUUCCUCACCUACAUGGCACUAGAAGAACGCUUAGCCCAGGCUAUGGAGACUGCCCUGGCACAUUUAGAGUCUCUUGCAGUGGAUGUUGAGGUGGCCAAUCCCCCAGCAAGUAAGGAGAGCAUCGAUGGUCUUCCAGAAACCCUUGUUCUUGAAGAUCACACUGCUAUCGGCCAGGAGCAGUGCUGCCCCAUCUGUUGCAGUGAGUACAUUAAGGAUGACAUAGCAACAGAGUUACCCUGCCACCAUUUCUUCCACAAGCCUUGUGUAUCAAUUUGGCUACAGAAGUCGGGAACAUGCCCUGUGUGUCGUCGUCAUUUCCCACCUGCCGUCAUCGAAGCCUCGGCAGCUGCUUCUUCCGAGCCCGAUCACGAUUCCCCGCCUUCAAACGACAGUACUGCAGAAGCCUCCUAAACCUGAACAGCUGCCAGAGCUCAACCAUUCUAUCAAAGUAGAUCUGCAGAUUCCUUCUCAAUCCAAUGUGCAAAUAAUUAUAUAUAAAUAUAUUUAAAAUGCUAUAUAUAGUAUAUGCCAUAGUUUAGAAAGAGAAUACUAACCUUUCUAAACUGAAUUUAAGUUUGUGGAAAAUACUAAGCAUUUUCAAGGUGAAUGUUGAACAGUGCAUUUUCUUUAGUCGAAUAUGUUGAUAUUUACUGUAAAGUCGAGUUUAUCAGUUAGCUCUCUCUCUCUCGAAGAAAUAAUCAUCUAUGUGGCACAUAUUACUGAUUUUGUCUAAAGUCCUGCCGCUGAGUGAUUGUGAAUAAGCUCUCCUAUUUCAUCAAAUGACUUUGUGAUCACAAGAGUAGCAGAAUUUGGUUUCUUUGGAAUAAAAAGAAUUCUAAAGCACGCUUUCUCAUUGGUCCUUUUGCUCUUGACAUCAGACCACUUGCUUCACACCACGGAGGAGUGUUUUAGAAAGACAUCCCCUCUGGCAUCUUGGUUGCAAAUAGAGACUUGUCAGAGGCUAAAAUCCUGGCCAGAGCAUCUCAACAAUUUUAAAUCUUUUAGAUGUAAUCCCUGUGAAAUGGUUAGGUAAUAAAACACAUUAUCUAAUAAGAUGAUGGAUGUAUCUUAACGACUAGUCCUGAGGGAAGAGUAAAGCCGAUGAAAAACCUCCUCUGCUCAGUGCUUGAGACGGUGAACUAAGUCAGCUGGCCUCUCAGAUCUUUCCCACGCUUGUACUCCACCUGUUUCUACUUGGCUAAAAUGAUCAUUGAGGCUCAGAACACUCACAGCAUAUCUGUUUAAUAAAUAUCAACUAGAGGUAGUUUAAUGCAGUUUUCAUUCAGAUAUUUUGGAAAGUCUGAUAAACUAGCAUGAAGUAUUCAAACACUCAUUCUGUUGUAUUCUCAAGGGAAAUCAGAAUUCUACAAAAACCAAAUGGUUAAUUCUACAGAUUUCUUUAACAUAAAAGACAUAUUUGGCCACUCUUUUUAAAAAAUAGCAUAACUAAAUCGCGCUGUGCUGUAAUGUAUACCUUUAAAGUAUUCAUAAGCAGGGAUUAUUCAUAUUAUUAGAAAUGUUUCUUUACAUUAAUUUAUUUGGGUAAAUUAUUCACCUGGAGCUCAACUGAGUUGUUUGAAAUUAAACCACAGUAAACAGGCAUCGGUAAUAGAUGAUUGUACAGUGGCGAGGAGACCAGGACUGAGCAUAGAACUCAGCUCCUUACUAAUAUUUCUAAAAGAGAAAAGACGGGUCCGACCUCAGAUUUGUCCGGUAAGCCUUCUGUCCACAGACUUGGACAAAUGUGAGGAAAUCAUUUUCCUUAGGUUUUCAGUGGGAUCCAUCUUUGUAAUUAUGUAAACAGCACGGCUUUUUCUUCAGGUGAUGACACGCAGCAGGGCGGUGUGUACAGAAGUGGCUGAUGCUCACCUUCCCCGAGUGUAAGGCAUCCACAGUAGGGAACGGAGGGUGUUGCAAACAUCCCAUCUUCACAAGUAAAACCCGGUGCAGAGUGAGUGCACAGCCGUCUGAAUGUGACAAUGAUGGAUUAAUUUGGACACAAAUAUUCCUACCGUCUCUCCAAAUGCAGAAUUGCGUUUUCUUUGUGUAUUUUCCCAGAUUGUCUGUAUUCCGGCCCUUUCUCCACCUUAUAAGUGACUUGUCACAGUCGGCAUAGUUGAGGCUCACACCGAAGGAGCAUAACCCUUGCAUUCUAAGUUGUGCAUAUAUUGUAAAUGUGUCUGGUAGUUACAACAAAAUACCGUGCUACCCUUUUAUGGGUCGAGCAAAGCUGAACCUUGCAUGUGUGUAAUGUGGUGACUUUGUAAUUUAGGGAACCUUUGGGGCUUCUGUGACUUGGAGAUGCUUCCAUUCAGGCCUUCGUGUUGCAUUAGCAUGUUUCCCUCCUGAUGUACAUAGCUGCUGUUGCCUAAGCCCAUCUCGGCUUGUUUUCUACUUGGGGAUCUCCCAUCCAUACUUCAUUUCGGAUCAGACUAAUACUACUUCUCAUAUGUAUAUUGUGAACAUUCGUGGCAAAUGUAAUCUUUCUUUGUUGCCUCCUCCCCACCCCCCAAGUAAUAUCGAUCAUUUGUGACACUUACUGGCUAAACUGACAUUGCUACUGAUUUCUAUUCAUAAUAAGCCACACAUUAUGUUUAGACAGUAUUACGGUACUUUGGUUUUCUUCUAGUAGCAGCUGUCCCAAAGAAAAUAUUUCGUCUUUGCCCAUUAAGAUGUAGCUAUUGUCUGCUUGUUGUGAAAAGGUCUUGGUUCUCAACGCAACCAGGAGUGUUGUACUUUUUGCUUUCCAUCUGUUACUGUCCUUCCUUCCUAGCUCCCUAACUAUCUAUAAACAGCUGCUACGAAGGAGAAAAGUCGAAGAGUUGGCUUAUUUUAUUACUUUUUUUAAAGGAAAGAGAAUUGAGGUUUUAGGAUUGUCAUGGUAACAAGUUGCUAUAAGCUGAAGCUGAUGAGUUUAGACACUAAAAUGUAAUUGAAUUAUAUCUUGGAUCUUUUAAAAAAAUUAAGAUUAUAUGAAGGUAAAUUAGAAAGUAUGAAUAUUAAUUAAAAUAUAGUUUCUCUUAUUUCUUUGUUAUAUGUUAAGUGACAGCCUGGUUAAUUUUAUUUUUUUUAACACUUGCUUAUUGUAAUAAGAGUGCUGAUAUUUAAAGUUAGAUAUAUGUGGACUUUUUGUUGCUGUUGAUGUUUCCUAAUUGUUUAACUUUUCAAGAUUAUUUGUGAUCUGGAUUUAUAUAUAAGCUGUUAAAUAUAUAUGAACUGUUAAAAUGGAUGGAAUGCAAGUUUUUCAAAAGCCGAGGUCUAAAUGUAAUGAUUGGUUUCUUGUUCUACAAUUCCAACCCAUCGAUUUCCGUGUAAGUCAUAAACAAUAAACAGAAUAUACUCA